AUGCAAGAGAACAACACUGACCAGCCACCACCACUGUCUCAGUUCUUAAAAGAGAGCUACCUGGCAGAGACCAAAGCCCAGCAGCGCCACAGCAAGAUGAGUCGCUCAGAUGCUUCUUCCACACAUCUCCAGAUCUAUGGGCCACUCAAAAACAAGGCUGAGGACUUUGUGGGCCACAGUGACCCCCAGUUCCCAGAUCUCUCAGCCUUCCUGAGCCAAGAGGAGCUGGAUAAGAGUGUGAACCUGGCCUGCCAGGCCAUCAGACAUGAGUCCCAUGAGGAGAGGGGUGAGGCCAAGACCCCUGUAACUCUAUUAACCCCCUCUAAUGUGUCCUCGGUCUUAGUCUCUUCCUCUACACCCUCUCCUGUUCCCUUCACUAAACCCUCUCCUGCUCCUUUUGAGGCCCCCUUCACUGUGCCCUUCACCCAGCCAGCCCCCGAGUCCCAAGAACUGCCAGCAACACAUGCAACAUUCACAUUAGACAGAAAGAUGCACAAAGCCUCCACACGGCAGGACAACAUGAUCAGGAACAGCAGAGAUUCCAAUAAAGGAGUCAGCGACUUCAACAGGUCAGCAAGGAAUACCCCUUACAGUGCGGAGACCCAGUCUAAGAAGGAGUUCCUCAACAAGGCAGCGGACUUCAUUGAGGAGCUCUCCUCUCUCUUCAAGGCCAACAGCUCCAAGCGGAUACGACCGAGAGCAUGCAAAGCUCACAGGAGUAGGGUCCAGGACAAGAGCCAUAACGAUGGGGCAGUUUAUCCCCUCAGUUCAGACAACAGGGAGCUGGAGAAGGAGAGACCCAGUCCUGCUGAUAGCCAUCAACCAGAGGUCCAGGUGGACUCUGGGAUCAGGCAUGAGGAGUUUCAGGACUGCAGGGAUACUGAGGAGCAGCAUUACGGCUCUGUAUCCCAGGAGGUAGAGGAGAAGGCUGAAGGCUGUGACUUGAGAGAAACGUCAUACCCAGUGGAGUCUGUGUGUGAGCCUCCAUGUUUCAUCCAGAAACUGAAAAGCAGGGAGGUUCCAGAGGGCAGCAAGGUCAGGUUAGACUGCAUUGUGAGUGGACUCCCCGUGCCUGAAGUCCGGUGGUUUUGUGAGGGUAAGGAGUUGGAGAACAGUCCUGAUAUUCAGAUCAUCACCAACGGUGAACUUCAUUCUCUGGUCAUUGCUGAGGCAUUUGAGGAAGACACUGGACGUUACUCCUGUUUCGCCUCUAAUUUCUAUGGCACAGACUCGACAUCAGCUGAGAUCUAUGUCGAAGGUGCCUCCUCUUCAGAUUCUGAGGGAGAACAGCACUUUGAACAUGUAGCCCAGCUGCAGAGAAAAUCCCAAAAGUCAGUUCCACACCAUCAUUCGCCAUCAUCGAGCCAAACUCUCUUUGCAGAAGAGGAAGACUCUCAGUAUUCCCACCCUGCAGCAGCUGCUGAGGAACCAGCAGAGGAGCUGUCCUUACCAUCAACAGUUCAGCCACUUCCACCACUCCAGACAUCCACUACAGUAUUUUCCAUCCCAGAGCUCACUAAAGUAUCUGUGGCUUCCACCGCACAGCCCAUGCAGGAGAUGACAUCAGUGUUACAUGAGCAGGUGUUUCCCACUUUGUCACAAGGCAAUACAGAAGUGUUAACGUCCGUCACUGUUGUCUCCACACCGCAGCUGGUGCAGACAGCAACAGCACCAGCUACAUCACUGUCUGUGAACACUGCGGUUUCAUCUGUGCUUCCUGUCCAGGCAGCUCCAACGCAGACACCCCAACCUGAGAGUGAAACCUCCAACUAUCUGCAAGGGUUAAACGGGCAACCUGUCAUUGCUACCCCUGUAUUCACAAAGAACCUACAGGACCUCCUUGCAUCAGAAGGCCAGCUGGUGGUGCUAGAGUGCCGUGUGAAAGGGUUGCCAUCACCUCGAGUGGACUGGUACAGAGAGGGAAAAAUCAUAGAGGACUCUCCUGAUUUCAGGAUCCUGCAGAAAAAGCCCAGAUCUCCAGGUGAAUCAGAAGAAAUCUGCACUUUGGUCAUUGCUGAGGUCAUUUUGGAAGAUUCAGGGACAUUUACUUGUACAGCAAGCAACAAGUAUGGAACCGUGUCCAGCUCUGCUGCACUAAGGGUCAAAGGCAGUUGCAGGAAAGGCAACCAUGCAAGGCCUUUCAGCAGUUUAACAGUUGAGCCAAGUCAAAUCCAAGAGCCUUCCCCAUCAGCUCUUACUGUAAACGUUCAACCAGAGGUUACUGUGACCAACAGCAUUAAGCCCCAUGCCAGCACCAUUCACCUAAACCCACUUGUCUCUAGCACUUUACACCUGGACCCCUUAAACACCAGCACCCUCCGUCUGGACCCUCACAGCUCCAGCAUGUUGUGCCCAGACCCCCUUCACACCAGCCUGGCUAAUCUGGAGCCCUCCAGCCUGACCAGCAGCAGCAGCUCCUGCCUGAACUCUUGUAGCACCAGCACCUCAAAUGUAGACCCUUCUGGAUCCACUAGAGCAUGUCCAGAACCACAGAGUGGUGGACAGUUGUUCCCAUACAUAAAACCCUGCACUGCUCCAUCUGCACUUGAGACUACAGUGGAACAAGAACAGUCCAGACCUUCAGUGACAUCGCCUGACAUGAGCCCCAUAGUUAAGGGGAUCCCAAACCAUCAGAAUGAGGGCUCCAUUGUGAUGCCCCUUCCCAAUCCUCCUCCUAAUUCUUGCCUAAAGACAGGCACCCUGACAAACCACAAAGAGUCACGCUCCAGCUCCAGAGUUGGUCUGCGUGUGCACUUCAAACUGCCUGAGGAUGAGGGGCAUGAACAAAGUGACACAUCCAGUCAGUCUGAUGAAGACAUCACUCAGGCAUCAGUCGACAAAAAACCACCACCAGUGCUGACUAAACCCAAACUGGAUCCAACCCAGCUCCAGCUUCUGCACGACCAGGUCCUCAUGGAGCAGCAGCAGGACAGUGAACCUCAGAACCAAACACAUAUCCAGGCUCAGUCUCAGCCUCCCUUCCAGAUACAGAUUCAACCUGGGAUCCAAAGCUCCAAUAAAGGUCCGCUGUGGUCACCCAGAAUGCAUUGUGAACCCCGUCCACCAGCUUUCCAGACCUACCUUAAUGCCACAACAACCCUGCAGCAGACACCCCAACCUAUGUCUCCACUGACCAGUGCUGCCCCUGCUUCCUCUCUGAGCUCUGCGCCAACACGCAACACCACCUUUUCACCUCAUCGCUCCACUUCUACUGCUCCUUCUUUCAGCUCCCCACCUUCUAUUCCUCAGCUAAAGACUUCCUCACUGCUGACCUCCCCUGUACCUAGCCCAAAGUUGAACACAGCUCCUUCUCUCAAUAUAGCACCUGUAACUCCGAUGAAAACCAUUCAUGCCUCCCACUUCAGCCUGACCCCUGCAGCACUUACUAAAACUGCACCCACACCCCAAUUUUGCUCUCCUCCUUCUGCACCAAAGGUUAAUAUGGUUCCUACAGAUUCAAUCCCAGUCUUACAGCAGAUCACAUCUCCCACUCCUUUGCUGAGAAGCACCUAUGCCUCACUCAUGAACCUCACUGCCACCUCCAACACCUUCAACUACACCCGGCCUAAAGAGUUCAUAGCUGCUCAGACCUUCUCACCAGUCAGGAGUCCUUCUCCAACUGCAUCCCCGGUCCCUCUGCUCCACGAGUUGGUCGCUGAACUCAACUCCUCUGCAGCCAGCUCCCCUACCCUCCCACCAUUUUCUCCUCCACCCAGGAGCUUCCCCACACGGGUGCUCAAGUCUCCUACCAGCCCUCCGCCCCUCGUGUCCUCCCCUACACCGGGCUCGGCAUCUUUCCUGAACAGCGUGUUCUCCCUACGAGCACAGUCGCCUCCCCAGGCCUCUUCUCCCACCUCCAGCAGCUCCACCCCCAGCCCCAUUCAAAACCCUGUGGCAUUCCUCAGCUCCCUCCUGCCAUCCCUGCCCCCAAGUCAGCCUACCAACUCAAUGGGUCUGCCCAAGAGAGCUCCAUUAGGGCCACAAAAAAAAGUGUCCAGGGUGCUCCCUCCUUCAGCUGAAGACAUUUGUGAGCAAAAAGAAAUUCUCCUUCAUGACAUUGAGAAAAAGCUUCGAUUUAAAGACGAUACUCCAUAUUUUGCACAUCAACAGGAGUACAAAGUUUCCAAUUUUGAGCAAAGACUAAUGAGUGAGAUUGAGUUUCGUUUGGAGCGAACACCAGUGGAGGAGUCAGAUGAUGAGGUACAGCACGAUGACAUCCCGACAGGAAAAUGCAUCGCACCACUGUUUGAUAAGAAACUAAAGAGCUUUAAGGUCUUGGAAGGUUUGCCUGUCACAUUCUCAUGUAAAGUAGUGGGAAUCCCUCCACCAAAGGUUUACUGGUUCAAGGAUGGCAAACAAAUAUUGAAGAACAAUGUCCAUUACAAGAAGAUAAGAGAGGGGGAUGGGACCUGUGCUUUACACAUAGAGUAUGCAACCAGUGAUGAUGAUGGCAAUUACACCAUCAUGGCAGCUAAUCCACAGGGACGAAUCAGCUGCUCGGGUCAUUUGAUAGUCCAAAUGGGACCUUUCAGAAAUCGACUGAUACCUAUUCACUCUCAAAGGGUGCGAGCCCGUAUACAGGAAGUAGAAGGUGAUCAAACACAAGAGCACUUUUUUCGGCCUCACUUCCUCCAAGCCCCUGGUGACAUACUGGCUCAUGAGGGAAAGCUGUGCAGAUUAGACUGUAAGGUGAGUGGACUCCCCAACCCAGAGCUGAUGUGGUUGGUCAACGGAAGACCAGUCUAUCUAGACCUUUACCACAAGAUGCUGGUGCGAGAGAAUGGCAUCCAUUCUUUAGUCAUUGACCCUGUGAUGCAUAAGGACGGUGGCACAUACACCUGCAUUGCGAGCAACAAAGCAGGACAGAGCUCCUUUAGUCUAGAACUGAAAGUUGUGGAGAAAGCGAUGAAGCAUCCUCCCCACUUCGUGGAGAAGCUGCAGAACAUGGGGAUUCCUGAAGGAACUCCAGUUAGACUGGAAUGUCGGGUGGUGGGCAUGCCUCCUCCAGUCAUCUUCUGGAAGAAAGACAAUGAGACCAUUCCUAGAACGAAGGACAGAUUCAUCAUGACCCACGAUCCCACAGGAUAUGUGUGUCUCCUUAUCCAGCCAACAAGAAAAGAUGAUGCUGGCUGGUACAUGGUUUCAGCAAAAAAUGAGGCUGGAAUUGCAUCCUGCACCUGCAGGCUUGAUAUCUAUGCACAGUGGCAUCAGAGCAUCCCUGCACCCAUGAAGACAACUCCACGCACAGGCAGCCGCUAUGCAGCUCUGACAGGUCAGGGGCUUGACAUCAUGUCAGCUUUCCCCACUUCAGAGACCAGCCCCAUUCUGUUCUCCAGCUCCCCUCCUGAAGCCCUGCUGGAGAGUGAGGAGCUGUGAGCUGUCUGCAGACUCCCCCGGAGGCCUCCCAGCCUGCGACUCCCUGACGCCAAAAGAGAAGAAGGCGAAACAUUGAAUGAUUAUCAGAGCAGACUGUCAUGUGAUUUAUGUGGUGCAUUUGAAGUGAUAUAUUAAAAAUCAAAUCAGGGGCGAUUCUAGAAAAUUUUGGACAAGGUGGCCAGGCUGGGGCUCAGACUCAGACAGGGGUGGUACAUUUGAAACAUGUAAAAAAGUAAAUUAAACCUCUAGUUUUAUGAAUUCAUAAACCAUGCAUCACUACAAAUCAAUUUAUUUUGUGUAAAAAUCACACACACACAUCUUUAGCUACCUUUGGCUGUGCUCCUUAUUUACUCCCGGCUGGGGACAUCGCUGCUGCACAGUGGCUCAUCACUCUUGAAACGAAUCAUGCCAGGUACUCCACAACAACACAAUCAGAGAAAUUAAUGCAAAUAUCAUGCUGCAUACAUAAUCCAAAAUAUAACUAAUUUGACCAGUAUCAGUGAUAAAGCACCAGAAAAAUG
This is a messenger RNA of Monopterus albus (swamp eel), 5897 nucleotides long. It is a transcript of the gene mypn, whose product is annotated as myopalladin. Lineage: Eukaryota; Metazoa; Chordata; Actinopteri; Synbranchiformes; Synbranchidae. Gene Ontology annotation, molecular function: protein kinase activity. The transcript has 19 exons. The record is from RefSeq and is a predicted model, not a curated record. The coding region runs from base 1 to 5376 and encodes 1791 amino acids.